UAUUCUCUCAAAAAAUAUACUGCUAUUUCCUCGCGCUUGUUCUCUCCAGCGAUAUCGCACAGAAAAUAGCAAACCGCUGAUUAAAGGAUCACACCAAUCUUUCUAAUCAGAUCCAGAAUGGCGGAACCGAAAAGGCUUUGUGAAUACUGCACCGCCAUCAGAUUUGAACAGCUCCGUCUCCCAUCCUCGGAAAAUGUGAAAAGGCUUAACAAAGGACAGUCAAUUCAAGCAAAAUUUUCUUUCAUCGAUUAUAGCAUAAGCGGCGAGAAUCGUCCCCAUUGGAGUCUUGGAACCCAGAGCCGAAUUCAGAGGUCUGCUGCCACUUGCCCGUUCUGCAGGGAAGUCUCUCUCGUUCUCGAAACAUCAGGGGUACGACUUAAAGCGCCUAUGGUUUUUCAAACAGAUCCGGUUUGCGACGUCUACUUCACCAAUGCCGGCUACGUGGAAGCGCCUCCAGACGUGACCUGGAAGCGAUACGAGCCGUUCGAGACAUUGUUACGGAAGUUCGUGCAGAAAGUUUGGUGGAAGCACCGAUACCUAUGGCAUAAGUUGCUACCUAACAAACUCCCACCUUCGCUUAAACCCCGCGGAAUACCUUAUCCGAGAAUUUCCUUGCGAUGGAUGGUACCCGAAGAGCAUCCAAUGCCCUCGCUGAAGCGUUACCGUGAAGGCGUCAUUGAGCUCUUCGAAUGCUUCCAAAUCAUUGAAAUAGGCAUGAACGAACGAGGAGGCUUGUUUAGUGGACGGGAGAGGCCAGCCCUGAUUGACCUGGAAUUGCCACGGCGGUGGCUGCGUAACUGUUUGGAUAACGACAACGACUGUUGUACUCCCAAGCCUCAAGGCGAAGGUGUCGGAACAUCAGUCUUUCGUCUUAUCGACACGAAAACGAAGUCAAUUGUUGAAUUUUAUCAGCACCGUCUCGGAGAUACUCCUUACGUGACGCUCAGCUAUGUUUGGGGCACCACACAACAAGCUAUGCUGAGACAUGAGAAUAUCCGCCAACUAAAGUUGCCCGGUUGUCUUCAAGGGGCCACUGCGCAAACUAUUACAGACGCUACAAGAUUUACGUCCGAUAUGGGAUAUCGAUACCUCUGGGUGGACGCGCUCUGCAUCAUACAAAACGACGAUGCUGAUAAGAUGUCUCAACUCCAGAUCAUGGGUGAUAUCUACAAGAAUGCCGUCUUUACAAUUGUGGCCGCUGCGGGUGAGGAUUCUGACUCAGGGCUUGCGGGUCUUCGUACGCCUCGAACGACAAUCCAACGCAAAGUUCAAGUCAAACCGGCGGGCCCACAAGAAAUGCCCUUGUGGCUUAUCUCAACGGUUAUGCCCCGUACCAUCUCUUCAGAUCGAUCAUAUACGCAUGGCCUUCAUUGGCAAACUCGCGGAUGGACAUUACAAGAAAUAGCUCUGUCGCGGCGCGUAUUCAUUUUCACAGGUGAGCAACUACUCUGGAGUUGCAGACGGUGUCACCGAUGGGAGGAGACCGAUACUGAGACUAAACUUGCCUCCCUGUCGUGGCAUACUAUGGAAGAGGCACACCUAAGACCUAGCGUUUUUUUUAAAUCUACUCUGUGGCCUGAAGAAAACGUGGGCGCAAGCUUGAUAUCUACACUGGACGGGUUGUGGAGGAUGAUUGCCGAUUUCUCCAUCAGGGAUCUCAGUUUAGAUGGUGAUGCUUAUGACGCCUUUUCUGCUAUUCUCCGAGAAUGUACAGGAAUGACCGGUGAGCAGUUUUUGUGGGGCCUGCCUGUCUCCGAAGAGGAAUUCAGUCGUGCUUUAUGCUGGGAAGCGGAUGGUCCUCUCGUGCGAAGAGAAUGUCUCACUACUCUACCGACUACAUCUCUACAAGUUAAGGUCCCGUUCCCAAGCUGGUCAUGGCUCGGUUGGAAAGGUGAAAUAUCGCCACAUUUACCUUCUGUCGGCGGUUUAUUCAAGCUCAAAAUUAGGCCGUAUGUGCUCAGAAAUACGCCUGUGCGGCUGCUGGAAAUAUCUGACAUUCCGGAGGAAAACACGUCAAGGGCCACGCCUUCUUCCACGAACGAUGCACAAAGCGCAUUGCCGCUGCCAACUCAUAGCUAUCCAAGCGUAUAUGAAUCUUUGAACCUCGAGACAAUCUACAAGACUCUCAGUCCGGAUAUUACACCAGAGCGACUUUUUCGUACCCCUGAUGACCAGCUCCUCUUCUUCUGGUGUGAACGCGCGCACCUUUAUUUGGAGGAGCCGGACCACGGCGUCGAUAUAAUUUCCAUAUGGAACGAGAAAGGAUCUUGUGUAGGGCUCACUCUUCAACUCUCGGUUUUAGGUGAUCUGAACGGAAAAUGGGAGAAAAGCGACUUUAGUGCAACGAAACGGAUGAAGGCCGAGGUCAUUGCGAUUGCUUCCGACCAAAUGAAUGGUAGAUCAAAGCGAAAGAAACUGAACGCGAAACUUGUGUUAUUCUUGAUCAAGAGGCGGGAGGGGAUUGCCUAUAGGGUCGCCAUGAUUGACCAUAUUUCCAUGCGAGACUGGCUAGAGUGUAAACGGGAGAAGAUCCUUGUUGCUUUGGGGUAGG
This is a messenger RNA of Neurospora hispaniola, 2551 nucleotides long. RefSeq names its product heterokaryon incompatibility protein-domain-containing protein. The transcript has 2 exons. The coding region runs from base 118 to 2550 and encodes 810 amino acids. The record is from RefSeq and is a predicted model, not a curated record. NCBI's taxonomy places the organism in Eukaryota, Fungi, Ascomycota, Sordariomycetes, Sordariales, Sordariaceae.